Guillardia theta CCMP2712 is the source of this 984-nucleotide messenger RNA. RefSeq lists its product as hypothetical. Gene Ontology annotation, biological process: deoxyribonucleotide biosynthetic process. The record is from RefSeq and is a predicted model, not a curated record. NCBI's taxonomy places the organism in Eukaryota, Cryptophyceae, Pyrenomonadales, Geminigeraceae. The transcript has 6 exons. Gene Ontology annotation, molecular function: oxidoreductase activity. Bases 1 to 984 code for a protein of 327 amino acids.
AUGGCAGAGCCGCUCUUGACCCCGAAUCCCAACCGUUUCGUCCUCUUUCCCAUCAAGUACCAUGCUGUCUGGGAGAUGUACAAGAAACACGAGGCAAGCUUCUGGACUGUGGAGGAGGUCGAUCUUUCCCAGGACAUGAUCCACUGGGAGAAGCUGAAUGACAACGAGAAGCACUUCAUCAAGCACGUCCUCGCGUUCUUUGCUGCCAGCGACGGCAUCGUGCUCGAGAACCUUGCUGGCAACUUCUCCACGGAGAUUCAGAUCCCUGAGGCUCGCUGCUUCUAUGGGUUCCAAAUUGCGAUGGAGAACAUCCACUCGGAGAUGUACAGCCUCUUGAUCGACACCUACGUCAGAGACCCAGUUGAGAAGGACAAGCUCUUCAGGGCCAUCGAGACCGUGCCAGCUGUGAUGAAGAAGGCGGACUGGGCAAUCCGGUGGAUGGGAGAGAAGUGCUCCUUCGCGAAGCGCCUUGUCGCGUUUGCCGCCGUUGAGGGAAUCUUCUUCUCUGGCAGCUUCUGCGCCAUCUUCUGGUUGAAGAAGCGAGGUCUGAUGCCCGGACUUUGCUUCUCCAACGAGCUCAUCAGCCGUGACGAGGGACUGCACACCGACUUUGCUUGCCUCAUCUACUCCAUGCUGGAGAACAAGCUCUCCACCGAGGAGGUUACCCAGAUCAUCACGGAGGCCGUUGACUGCGAGACUCAGUUCGUUACCGAGGCCUUGCCAGUGGAUCUCAUCGGAAUGAACGCCCAGCUGAUGAGCCAGUAUAUCGAGUUCGUCGCGGACAGGCUGCUCGUCGCUCUUGGACAGCCCAAAGUGUACAAAGUUUCCAAUCCGUUCGAGUGGAUGGACAUGAUCUCGCUGCAAGGCAAGACCAACUUCUUCGAGAAGAGGGUUGGAGACUACCAGAAGGCAGGAGUGAUGUCAUCAAUCAACAAGGAGACAGGGCAGGGCAACCAUUGCUUCAGCCUGGAGCAUGACUUCUAA